AUGGUGAGUGCCGCCACAGUGGCUGCACCAGUGGCGCUGCCCGUGAAGAAGCUGGAUGGGAGCGAUGUUGGUUCCAGCGCCUCCAUCUCGCUGCGUGUGGCGGAUGAGGACACAGCCAACGGCCUGGUGCACCGGUACCUGGUGAUGGUGCGGCAGAAUGCGCGGCAGGGCAAUGCGAGCACCCUGACCCGCUCAGAGGUGCGCGGCGGCGGCAGGAAGCCCUACAAGCAGAAAGGCUCGGGCAAUGCGCGGCGCGGCUCCCGCCGUUCGCCGCUCAUGCCCGGUGGCGGCAUCUCCUUCGGCCCCAAGCCCCGCGACUGGUCCAUCAGCAUGAACAAGAAGGAGCGCAAGCUGGCUUGCGCCACCGCGCUGCAGUCGGCCGCCGCCGACAUGCUGGUGUGCGACGACUUUGGGGCGCUGGAGGCAGUCAGCACCAAGGGCCUGGUGGCCAGCCUGGCGGCCAUGGGCGUGCAGGAGGGCGAGAAGGUGCUGCUGGUGGUGAACGAGGCCAACGAGAAGCUGUACCUCAGCGGCCGCAACCUGCCCACCCUGGCCAUCAACACGGCCAACGCGGUGCAGGUCUACGAUGUGCUGAAUGCCGACCGCAUUGUGGUGGAGCAGUCUGCCCUGGCGUACCUGAACGAGUGGUUUGGCGAGAGCCAGGCAUAG
Messenger RNA from Chlorella variabilis, 669 nucleotides. RefSeq lists its product as hypothetical. Lineage: Eukaryota; Viridiplantae; Chlorophyta; Trebouxiophyceae; Chlorellales; Chlorellaceae. The transcript is spliced from 4 exons. The coding region runs from base 1 to 669 and encodes 222 amino acids. Gene Ontology annotation, molecular function: structural constituent of ribosome. Gene Ontology annotation, biological process: translation. The record is from RefSeq and is a predicted model, not a curated record. Gene Ontology annotation, cellular component: ribosome.